Dermacentor andersoni is the source of this 563-nucleotide messenger RNA. The record is from RefSeq and is a predicted model, not a curated record. NCBI's taxonomy places the organism in Eukaryota, Metazoa, Arthropoda, Arachnida, Ixodida, Ixodidae.
AUCGUUUUCAACAUGGCGGCGACCAUGUGAAGUCGCAACGGGCACGGUGCACGGUCGUGAGCCGCAAGUUGGCGCAAAAUAUAUAUCGCCGUGCGUUUUAUUGAUACUAGCGCGUUUGUCUUUUACGAACUGCAAGGAUGAGACUCACAGAUGUGCUUCUCGGCGUUUUCAAAAGGAGGGGAUUUGGUGGUCCUCGGUUCCAUUUCGUGAAACAUAUUCCAGGGAAGAUAGAUAUAGGGAAACACAGAGUUGUCCCUCCUGUCACGCCAAAAAUCAAAAUUGACCUCUGGAAGAAAUUGGCAAUUGAAGAGGAGGCAAUGAUGUAUCUGAGCAGGCCCUUCCUGACCACUGCGGAAGAAAAGCACAUGCCAAAAGAAUUCAUCAGACGCAGGCUUCGGAGGUAUGACCUUGCCCCAGUAAAGCAACGGAAACCCCUCAAGAGCCUGUUUGCUGCAGAUCUAUUGUCACACCUAAAUGUUGGCAGGCAGUGGGAAGAGUAGUUGUGUAUAAUAGCAAUGAUGUGUUUCCAUUUCAAUAAAGGUUUGCUGAAGCGGUGCUUUUAA